Syngnathoides biaculeatus (alligator pipefish) is the source of this 834-nucleotide messenger RNA. RefSeq lists its product as uncharacterized. Bases 1 to 663 code for a protein of 220 amino acids. The transcript has 4 exons. Gene Ontology annotation, biological process: spermatogenesis. The record is from RefSeq and is a predicted model, not a curated record. NCBI's taxonomy places the organism in Eukaryota, Metazoa, Chordata, Actinopteri, Syngnathiformes, Syngnathidae.
AUGAAUCCCUUGUGGAGGCUUUAUAAGAGCAAGGUCAUGAAGACGCUCAACCCGGAGUACGCGGACGACUCGGCUGAGGAGGUGAGCGAGGUGGAAGAAGACAUGAUGAGUCCAGUCCAGGAAGAUGAAGGGCAGAACGCAGUUUCCCAGCUGGCCCGUAAAAUGCAAGGGGCAGGGGUCAAGAGCUGGAACCGAAUGUCAGGAUUUUUCAAUAAAGAUGACGAGCACCAACUACUGCAAGAGACAGAAAGUCCUCCAGUCGCUGACCAUCCACUUGCUGUAAAGCCACAGGAGCCUUGCCGGCCAGCUCGCCGUGGCGGAUUCUGGGAUAGCUUCGCCGCCAACUGGGCCGGCAAGAGGCAAGCGGAGGCCGCCGUCGCCGCCCACGAGCCGACGGAGGAAAACGACGCCAAGGAGGAGGAGGAGGAGAAAGGAGACGAUGGGUCUCCGGGUCCGUCCGAUUCGGCGGAGACGGGGGCCGGGGUGGAGGAGGAAGAGGAGGAGGGGGAGGAGGAGCGGCGAGAGGACGACGCCAGCAACAGCUUCUCCAAAUACGUCACGCUGGGAGGACGCCAGGGAGGCGAGGACGCCGCCUUCAAAUGGAACUUUGUCACCAGCAAACUGGCCGAGCUCGGGAGAACCGGCCCGGCCAAGAGCGACUGAGAGAAGUUCAACGUAUCCUUUGUUGAGCCCCAUUGGGGGAAAAUCACCUAUGACACCCUCAAAUUUGUCGGAAUUCACCACAUUUUUCGAGAUGUUUACGUAACACACGCAACCUCAUUUCCGUGAGCAUGGGAGGAUUUAUGUCCAGGUUUUUUGUCUUGCUUUGAGCAA